Acanthochromis polyacanthus (spiny chromis) is the source of this 12064-nucleotide messenger RNA. It is a transcript of the gene ahr1b, whose product is annotated as aryl hydrocarbon receptor 1b. The transcript has 11 exons. Gene Ontology annotation, biological process: regulation of transcription by RNA polymerase II. Lineage: Eukaryota; Metazoa; Chordata; Actinopteri; Pomacentridae. The coding region runs from base 1369 to 4158 and encodes 929 amino acids. Gene Ontology annotation, cellular component: aryl hydrocarbon receptor complex; nucleus. Gene Ontology annotation, molecular function: nuclear receptor activity; transcription cis-regulatory region binding; protein dimerization activity. The record is from RefSeq and is a predicted model, not a curated record.
AUAUUUAUUUAUCAUACAAAAGAACGUUACAUAUAUGUGUAUAUAUUAUUUUUAAUAUGUUGUAAUAUAGUAAUAAUAUAAUAAUUCUUAUUAAUAUUAUAGAAUUCAAGAUUUUUUUACUUUAUUUAGUGUUAAUUUGAUUCAUAUGCAGAAACAAAUGAUACGUAAGAGAAAAAUAUGCAUAAAAAUACGUGAAAAUUAAUUUACAAUAUUUACUCUAGUAGCUAGAGCAGCAUAUAAGCUGCUUUUAAGGUAGCUGGUCAAGAUGAUUUAAUGGUCUAAUACAGAGAAACUAAUCAUAUACAUUAUGUAAAAAAAUGACUAAAAAUAAAAACAUUUUUUCAGAAGUGUAGUUCAAGUUUAAGUUAAGUUUAAGAAAGAAAAAAAUUAAUAAAAGCUUGUGAUUUAGAGCAAGCUAACGUUAGCUAGUGGUCACGCAGAACACAAGAUUCAAACAGCAAAAUGGGUGCCGUGAUUUGAUUGGUUAUUACUAAUUAAAUAUAUUUUUAAAAAUUUAUUCAGGACAAUUAUGUUGCUUUUCUACCUUUAAAACUCACUUUGUGUGUUUUUACAUAAACAUACAGAAAUAAAUUAUUUCUCAAACACUGUAGAAAUCACUGUGGGCAACUUUAGGUAAAAUUACACCAGAUUUUAAAAGUCUAUUAAAAUAUUAAAACAGGUUAUAGGUAGAUGACAUAUAUAUUUUUUUAUAACUUAUCGUUAUUUUAAAUUUAAAAAUUCGAUCAUUAUUUUUUCUCUACGUCACCUUUGACCUCCUGCGCGUUCCCGACGUCAAAUCAGUGCCCGGCAGGCGCGCACCGGUCGGAGAGGCUCAGAGAGCUCCGGGAGGAGAGAGGAGAGCACCGGACACCGGAGGAGGGGAAGAACUUUACCGGCUUACCGUGUUUUGGUGACAAGUUCUCGAACAGGAUGUGAAGCUCAAAGGGUUCUUCUUCUUCUUCUUCUUUUUUAAAUUGCGGAGCGUCCGCGGGAUUUGACGACUCGGCGGCGCGCCAUGGACGGGAUAACCGUCACUACUUUACCGUUCCUCACCGGGAGCUUUCCUCGGUGCGCUUCACGAGGAGUUCUCGGCGUUUUCACUCACCUGUAGCGUGUGUUUUGUGUCUUACCGUUUUCCUGGGCUGUAAAUUAGCGCUUUAAUCCAGUUUUAGCGGUGUUUUUUUUUUUUUUUUUUUAAACGCUGUGCUGUUUACCGCUAGCUUACAGCCGCGUCCUGCGUCCGCUCGGUGGAAACGGAUGCAUCACUCGCCGGUGAUUACCAGGACAGCCGCUGGUUUCUACGGGACGGUUUCUGCUGGACGCACGUUAAUGGAUUUACUGCAGCAGUGAGAAUAAAAGAACAACAACAUGUAUGCUGGACGUAAACGGAGAAAACCGGCGCAGAAAGGAGUCAAAGCGACCCCUGCUGAAGGCGCCAAGUCCAACCCGUCCAAACGCCACCGCGACCGGCUGAACUCGGAGCUGGACCGACUGGCCAGCCUGCUGCCCUUCCCCGAAGACGUCAUCUCCAGCCUGGACAAACUGUCCAUCCUGAGGCUCAGCGUCAGCUACCUGCGCACCAAAAGCUUCUUCUCAGUGGCGUUGAAGAACCAGCUGUCCAAUGGCAUCAACAAGAGCAGCGACGACAGCGACGGCAGCAAGACGGCCGGACGUGCAGACAGACGGAUAUCUGAGGGGGAGCUGCUGCUACAGGCUCUGAAUGGAUUCGUUCUGGUGGUGACGGCGGAGGGAAUCAUCUUCUUCUGCUCUCACACCAUCCAGGAUUACCUCGGCUUCCAUCAGACUGACGUGAUGCACCAGAGUGUGUUUGAGCUGAUCCACACUGAAGACCAGCAGGAGUUCAGGAGGAACCUGCACUGGGCCCUGAACCCCCCCAUCAGCCUCGGACCCCCCACAGAUCCCCCAGAUGGCGAGUCUCUGUCCACCUCCUCUGGCCUGGUGAGCUACAACCCCGACCAGCUUCCACCUGAAAACUCGUCCUUCCUGGAGAGAGGCUUCGUCUGCCGCUUCCGCUGUUUGUUGGACAACUCCUCCGGCUUCCUGGCGCUGAACAUCCAGGGCAGGCUGAAGUUCCUCCACGGUCAGAGCCGCCAGCAGUGUGACAGCGAGGGCAGCAGCCCGCCUCAGCUCGCCCUGUUUGCCAUCGCUACACCCCUGCAGCCUCCAGCCAUCCUGGAAAUCAGGACGAGAAACAUGAUCUUCAGGACCAAACACAAGCUCGACUUCACCCCGAUGGCUUGUGAUGCAAAAGGUAAAAUCGUUCUGGGCUACACCGAGGCGGAGCUGAGAGUUCGAGGUUCAGGAUACCAGUUCAUCCACGCUGCCGACAUGCUGUACUGCGCCGAAAACCACGUCCGAAUGAUAAAGACAGGCGAGAGCGGCCUCACCGUCUUCAGGCUGCUCACCAAGGACAACCGGUGGAAGUGGGUCCAGGCCAACGCCAGACUGGUCUACAAGAAUGGCAAGCCGGACUACAUCAUCGCCACCCAAAGGCCUUUGGUGGAAGAGGAAGGAGGGGAACACCUGAGGAAGCGAUCUAUGCAUCAUCCCUUUACCUUUGCCACCGGAGAGGCUCUUCUUUACCAGACCAGCUACCCACUGCAUGGUUUCCCUGAUUCCUUCCAGGGCAAAGCCAAAGGCAGCAAGUCCAAGAAGGGCAAAGUGGACAAGAGCUCCUCAGACGAACUGGACCCAAAGUCCCUGCUGGGAGCGCUGAUGAGCCAGGAUGAGUCCGUGUACGUCAGCCAGCCAGACACGGAGCCUAAGAUGUCCUACCACAGCAGCCUUUUUAGCGAGCAGCAAAGCAAGACUGAUGGCUUUGGAGGCCUGUUAGGUGGCGACAGCUGGCAUUUUGCAUCUAACGGGGAGGCGGGCAGGUGUAACGGUAAAACGUCCAGUUUUGAUCCACUCCUGGCCACCCUGGACUCUCUGUCUCUGGACGGAGGGGAAACAUGCUCCAACAGUGAGCUCUUCAGCGCUCUGGAGAACCUGGGCCUGAAUGCCGAGGAUCUGGAGCUGCUGCUGCUGGAUGAGAGGAUGAUCCAAGUGGAGCUGGACCCCAACCACAUCCCAACACUCAGUGACCUCCUCACCAACAACGAAAUCCUCUCUUACAUCCACGACUCUCUGGAGAGUGGGACCGAAGCUGAGGAACAAGGAAGUGGAUUUGGAUCUUCAGGCCAACCAUCAAACCCAGAUUCAGCCCAAAGUGUCUCCCAGCAGGUGUCUUUGACUCCUCCUGUCCUUCCAGCUUCUCCCAGCGGCAGGCAGCCCAUCGUCCAGCUGUCUCAACAGAUGCAGCAGCACAUCGGUUCGGCUCAAACGGGACAGAUUCAGGCUGAAACAGUGAGCUCAAACAACCCUACUGGGAUUCCGAACAGUCACUGGAUGGUAACGACUGAGAACCACCACCACCCCAUCAGCCAUCAACACUCUCAGACUGCACUGGAAACCACGCAGCUGAACGGAGAACACAAACACCUCGACUCACUUCUGGAGUCCGGUCAGCAGUGGCAGCUCCAGCAGGACCAGCAUUCUGUCCACCUCCAGUCCCAUCAGCAGGUCAACGGCGAGAGCACCUUCCAGAAUCAGCUCAGACCGAUGACAAACGGAUCUUACAUCCAUACUGGACACACGGCUUUUCCACCAAACGUGGAGGUCGGCCACACAGAUUACAGUCUCUCCAACACACCACACACAGAUGGUACGGUGCUGAACUGCCUGAGCGUACAGGACUACCAGGGUUUGGUGGCCACCACGCAGCCCGACCAGCUGCAGGGUCCCCAGAAACACCAGCAGCAGCAGCAGCACAUGUUGCAGCAGACUCAGGUUCCUCCAUCUUGUUUGCCCCAGUGUCCCGCCCAGAGCUCUGCGCUGGAGCUAGAGCAGUUACUGGCUCUGUCGCAGCCGCAGCACAACCUGCCAUCUUUAGAGGCCUACAGCAUGUUCAGCGCCACGCAGGACUCCACCCACAGCAAGCUGGAGAACGGCUGCCUCCUCAGUGCCGCCAACGCAGCGUACGUCAGGACGUGUCUGAUGCCCAACGGGAACGGAGUGACGACGGGCGACAUUCCUGUUUCGUGCCCCGACGGACUCCCUCCACUGCAGGACCCCCAGAAAUCUGGAUUUUUCCUCUGACUGGACGAAGGCAAAGUGUCAGUGGAGGCUAGAAGAGAAGGUACAGGAGAGAAAAAAAGAAAGAGGAACAACUAAACCUUCUCCAAACGUGAUUUUUUUUUAAUGGAAUUAUUGAGUGGUGAUAAGGAAGAGAGAAAAUUCAAACCCUUUUUCAGAGCAUUUUUUAUUUUUUGCACUCGGACGUCUUAUCUGUGCUACUCAGAAACACCCUAAAAAUGUGUACGAUGAAGAAGAUGUCACACUGUGUUAGAAUAUUCGUGCUCUCACUGAAAGUUUCCAUGUGUGGGUCAAAUUCCUGCUCUUGACUGUCGGUCAGGUGUUUGCUUGGAACGUAAACUCGACUGGAUCGUCGCUCUCAAGCCAAAACUCACCACUUUCUGAUCUGUAAAUACACAAUUAGUAGAGACGACACAGUUACACUCAACCGCAGUACGACAAGACAAAGCAAAAUGCUGUGGAGAUUUUAGCGUGAUUUCAAACCGCAUCCUUCACAUUGAUGCUGACCAUUUUUCAACCACAUCAUACCUUUUAAGAUCCAUUUAGUCCUGCAGCAGCUGUUGGUUUAAGUUCACUCCAGUUGGAAAAUGUCUUAAACUAUCACUGAAUGAGGUCAUGUACUCUACUGUUCAGACGUCACCCAGACAAAUUCAUGUCUACCAUUAAACUCACACUUUUAUCCAUGUGCUAACAUAGCUGCACAAGUUUUCUAACCAUCAAUGAGCCUUUCAACACCAUUAGCUAACACAAUGUAGCAUUAGAACACAGGAGUGAUGGUUGCUGGAAAUGUUCCUCUGUACCCCUAUGGAGAUAUUCCAUUAAGAAUCAGCCGUUUCCAGCUAGAAUAGUCAUUUACCACAUUAACAAUGUCUAGACUGGAUUUCUGAGUCAUUUAAUGUGAACUUCAUUCAAAAGAACUGCUUUUCAUUGAAAAUAAGGACCAUUUUCUAAGAAACUUUUGAACAGUAGUGUGUCCUGACCAGGCUUCAGAAGUAUGGAUUAAUAGUGGAUUAAUCCAGUUGAUUUAGCGCUUUUGUGCUCAUGAAAGUAACACCGUGGAUUGUCCGACCUCAGGGCUCCACAAAGACUACAACCUCAGUCAGUUAAGGCGUAGCACAAAGGUGGUUUAAAGCUUUCUUUGUCCACUCACAUUUUCUGCUUCAGAUUCUGUUUUCACAAAAAGGAGGAGUUUCAAACACCAUGUGACUCUUCUUCUGCAGUAAACAAAUCGUUCGUGUGCAGCUGCUUCGGUCAACAGGUUGUUUUAAUGGAGAACAACGAGGAAUAUAGAAUGUAUGAUGGUAGAACGCUGCUGCUGAAAAUAAUGCAAGACAGGAAUGCUGCAAGAAAACUUAAACAUGUGUUAAUCAAUCAAAGCAGCUGUACAUUACACUAAGCGUCAUAUAUUUAAACACGAUAUUAUACUGAAGUGCAUAUAGUCUGACUUUGUCCUACAAUGCAGGAAAUCACUUUAAUUUGUAGCCAAAUCAAAGUUAAACUGAAGUUACUGAUCGGAUAUUCUGUGUAAUAAAUACCAAUAGAAUAAUCAGCAUUCGGUCAGCUGCAGUAAACGAAACAAACUUCUGAUUUCUGCAUCACCAACUAAAUACAUGAGGUUUCCGUUGCGUACAGUUCCAGUACUGUAACUGCACGUCUUCAUUCAGUGGCUUCAGUGGUAUGAAGCUCAACAUGUUUGCAGAUAAAACAUUUUCCCCCAGCUGAGAAUCUGUAUCACUCAUAAAUGAUCGUCAGGAAAGGAUUUGGUUAAAGGGUUACGCUUCUUACAGCCGAUUUAAAUCUUCUCCACAUCAUCCGUUACCAUGGAGAUCUCGCCGGUUAAAAGCGUUUGUGAUACUAAAAACUCUGACUUUGAGCUCAGCAUCCCUGCUAACCCACUAAUCUGUCUUUGUGGUCCAGGACUCUGGACACUACAACUAGAUUUUAAUGUAAUUUUCAUUUUUGUCCACUCUCUUUAGUGAACUUAAAUCAGUGGCUGCUGAAAAAAUUCAAGGUGUGCUCAUAAAAGGUCCACAGCGAUGUGACAGGAAAUGGGUGGGGAUUUAAAUCGUCCCACGAGCCAGUCACGUGGAAGAAAGCUACCUGAACAAGCUGCUUCCAUUAGCGUGGUAACUGCUCAACGUGCUGCUGGCAUUCGAAUGUGAUCGCUUUGAAGCGGAGAGGGAAUAUUUCCGAGAAGACAUUUAUACUUACAGCCAUGAGAUUUGGAUUCUUGGAUCGAAAAACACCAACAGAUUAUUUAAAUGUCAGUGUUUGUUUGUCGCUUAGGUGUAGGUUAACUGUAGGACUCGUAGAUUCGUCCCGGUGCUUUACGUGUCGACAACUAAGCAUUUCAUUCCUGAGGUUCAUAUUGUUCCAGUGAGAUUUAACAAGCAGAGGAAUCAAAGGACGAGCAUCGGAAAGGUUCUUAUUUAUUGCUGCUGCCACAGGAAAACCACGUUGCCUCUGUGGCCGCGGCAUCACAAUGUUUAUCCUAAUGCUGCAUUUUAGCCUGCUUGAGGUUUACAAUGAUGUUGUGCACUUACACGUACGUUGCAAUCAGACCGGAUCUGAUUGGUCCGUCGGUGAAAUCACACAUCAAAAAGCAUUUUAGUUUCCUGACCGGAGACAGUGUGAAAAUCUCCCAUUAAUGCCUUGUCUGGGCGGCCUCGGCCAGUCAGACUCCCACUUACUUUAUCCUGCAGUCGUGUCGUGUGGGAAACACUGAGCGCACUUACACGAACACGGUAAUCCAUUAAGGACCUAAUUGUAAAUAAUUGAUUAGAACUGAAGGCGAGGGAGAGGAAGUGCAUGGAAGUUAUUCUUAAGUUUUGUUUUCCUGUAAUAACAAAGCAGAUAUUCUACGACUGAGGAAAUAUUUGCCCUGAAGUGUGUGUGUGAGGGACGGCAGAUUUGUUAUUUUUAUUUCUACAUUUGGCUAUUCUGUGCAUGUGUGGAAAACAAGUUAAAGUGGAUUUUUUUAGCAUCAGAGCCAGAAAUUCCAACAUGUAGGAUUUGGCACAGUUUCUUUAUUGUGUUUGAAAUUCUGGUGUCAAAGAAAACUGUGAGCUCUGAGGUGUUUAAGUCCAUGAGGAGGCUUUCUUUUUAGUCUGCCAAGGAAUGCAGCAGAGGUAUAUGACGAUCAGCGUUGGUUUGUCCGUCUGUUUGUCUGUCUGUCAGCAACAUUACUCAAAAAUGGACCAACGGAUCUGGAUGAAAUCUUCAGGGAAGGUCGGAAAUGGCACAAGGACCAAGUGAUUAGAUUUUGGCAGUGAUGCGGCUUAUAUCCACAGGUUUGUUAAAAAGUUCUGCAUCAUUGUGAGAUAGCAUCACGGCGUCACUGUAACUACAUGUGAUUGUGAUCGCACUACAAAUCGACUGCUCGUUUAAAGAUUUCAUCGGUCGGACAUCAUGUGUCGUUUCUUGUCUUGUUGAUGUCAGAACAAAGAUGUCAGACUUUCCCCACAUGACUAAAGCUCUUUUCAGACAUGAGAUAACUUUGCUGCUUCGUCAAUCUGUUAAAGUUAACUUAUGAUUUCCUAAACACUGAAAAUCUCCUUCUUCUUUACAAACAAUAAAAUAAAAACAGCCGUGAUGAAGCUGCUUUGUAACAAAUGAUUGAACCGGCCCAUCCAGUCUGGUAAUUAUAAGCAAUUAAUGAAUUAUAACUCUCCCUAAUUCAUAUGGAUACUGUGGAAGGUAUGUAAGACUCUUAAAAACAACCGGGGGCAACAGACUAAAUACACAUCCUCCCAGAAUCUGGUUUAUUAUUGUCAUUACUUGGGCCUUAUUAAUUUAAACUGUUACAGACGCUCAUCGUCAGAAGUUCCACUUUUAUGGACAUUUCAUCAAGCAGCAAACUGUGAUUGUUUUUUGGGAACAAUUUUGGAGCUUUACUUUGUAGAAAUAACCUUCUUGAAAUGACUUCAAUUGCAUGAAGUUUAGAAAUAAGCAGAAAUGAAUGCAGGUCUGAACAGAGCUUUGAAACACCAGAAUCCUCCUCUUUGUUGAUCGUCAGAGACACACUGUGACCGAGCGUCCAUGCUGCUCCUGCAACUGUAAUGCAGCUGUCCUCCAGACAGUCUGCUGUCUUUGCUGUUUCCGUUUGAUGUGACACCGACAAACUAUUCACCCGACAGAACAAAACUAAUCGUACAUGAAAGCUCACAGCAGGCAGACAAACUGGAACAGAUGCAGCUUCUUUACUGGAAAUAAUAAUGUGUUUCAGUGACAUGCUCGGUGCUUGUAAAUCCCCAAAUCCAGCAGACGCUCUGUUAUUUGUCUUCUUUCAUUCUCAUAAGAUGCAAAACAUGAGAUUAGAAAUAGUUCUUUAGUAAGGGUGAGUUGUUUACCUUGCUGUCGUGUUUCGACUGCAUCUGCGGUCUUCCUCGAAGCGUCAUCUGACGGUUUAAGUAACUUGUGCGUUGGUUUUUUCCAGUUGGUUUACCGUGGUUCUGGUCCUCUCUCUGAUGAGGGCCUUUGUCGCCUUGCUGAUGAUGUCUGCUGCGUUUGUGGUUGGGAUGGGGCUCUUGAUGUUGAGACUUGUCGGUGUUAUAUCUCGUCUUUGCAUCAAUGGCGUGCUCCUUUCUUUUCCAAAAGGUCCACACAAUCUUUCCUAAAUCUUCCACGUAGUAGAUUGAUUAUGCUCAUGUUGUUGUUUUCUUAUACAUGCCCUGUCCAAAAAAAAAAUUAAGUCACCACCUGGAUGUAACUAAGCAAAUAGGUAUGAGCCUUCCAUUGGACAAUUACUACAGUGAUGAAUAUGUCUAUUCAACCCGAGCUGAUGCAGUGAGGAGCUUCUCAUCUCUUAAACAACCAUGUCAGAAGACAUAUCCUGUGGUAGGGCUGGGCAAUAUGGCCAAAAAAUAAAAUCUCGAUUUUUUUUUUUAGUCAUCUUAGACAAUUACGAUUUUAAGCGAUUUUUGUUGUUUUUUUUGCGGUCUGUUUGCUAUGGCUAGUGCUAGCUCCCGUAGCUUCAAGAACUUUUCCCAUUCUUUAGGAUGCCUCUGCCGGAGGUGCUGAAAGAGGUUAGUUGUGCUGCUACUCUUCGUUUUCACAGUACUUUUGCAAACCUUACACAUGACUGUCGUUUGCUCUGUGUCAGUCUUGUCAAAGCCGAACCACUUCCAUACAAUCGAUGUAACAUGAGGCCCUUUUCUCGCGACCAACUCUUCGUCUGCUGUUCUGGCCGCCAUGACGGGGGUGUGAGUGUUUUGGCGGAAGGAGAUGAGAGGUGGAAGCAAACGCCAGUGCACAAGUCGUGAAAGGCAGAAGAAGAAUCUGUAUUGUUAUAUAUUUAAGCUCACCUCGAGUUUACGAUUUGGCAAAUUUUCAAAUUGUCAGGUUUUAAAAAGGCAAAUUAAUCGAAUUAAUUCGAUUUAUCGCCCAGCCCUAUCCUGUGGUCAUGGAAAGGAUGGUAAUCUGUUUCAGAAGGGUCAAAUUAUUGGCCUGCAUCAAGCAAAGAAAAGAACUAAGGAGAUUUUUGAAACUACUAAAAUCAGGUUAAGAACCAUCCAACGCACUAUUAAAACCUGGAAGGAUAGUGGAGAACCAUUAUCUUAGAGGAACAAAUGUGGUCAGAACAAACUCUUAGAUGAUCGUAGGAAAUCAACAGUAGAACUCACGGCUAUGUUUAGCAGUGAAAGUAAGAACAUUUCCAUAUGCACAACGCAAAGGAAACUCAAAGGAUUGGGACUGAACAGCUGUAGCUCUAAGAAAACCACGGAUCAGUGAGGCUAAUCAGAAACAAAAGGAUUCAUUUUGCUAGGUAGCAUGAAUAUUGAACUCUGGGGCGGUGGAAGAAGAUCAUGUGGUGUGAUGAGUCCAGAUUUACCCUGUUCCAAAGUGAUGGGGGCAUCAGGGUAAGAAGCGAGGCAGAUGAAGUGAUGAAGUCAUCAUGUCUUGUGUCUACCAGCCUGUGGGGGUUAGAGUUAUGAUCUGGGGUUGAUCAGGUUCAGCAACGUUAUGUUCCCAAAGAAUGAGGUCAGCUGAUACCUGAAGAUACUGAAUGAGCAGGUCUUUACAUCAGUGGAGUUUUGUAAGUUUAUUGAGGAGUCGGUCGAGGCUCUGCUGUAGCUAUCUUUCACUUGAUCUUUUCAAACACCGACAUAGUCCGAGAGGCUCCUUUUAACUUCGACUGAACUUCAGGUGAAGACCACAAGCAUUAGGUUGCCUCCUCAGACCACUGUUGCUUGGAUUUGGCGUCCAUAUUUAUUUAUUUUCUAAACAGUAACACUAAACACUCCUACUACUCGCUCUGCUGUUUAAAAAUGUUUCCGCCGUUUAUUGUUGGUCACCGUUACCCCGCCCCUAGCCUCUGACAUACUCGGUUCUUAACUCUGGCCCAGCAACGGCUGCGUUUACUAAGUUUUUGGAGCAUGGAGCCAGUGCUUAGGUGGGAGAAACACAAAGAACUGGUGCUCAGUCAGGCUCUGGCUCUGAACUAGCACUGGAACCAGCUUGGUGGAAAAGGGGCCACAGAGUCCAGAUCUCGGCUCCACUGAGAAUCUUUAGGAUGUUCUGGAGAAGACUUUGCUCAGCUGUCCAACUCUCCCAUCAUCAGUAUAAGAUAUUGACAGAAUACUAAUGCAACUCUGGACAGAAAUAAAUGCUGUGACAUUGCAGAAGCUUAUCGAAAUGAUGCCACGGCGAAUGUUAAUAAAGGUGAGUCUUUCAGUUUGCUCGACUACGUCUGAGUGUCAUCUGACGUGCUGACAUCGGUGCACUUUGUCGCCAAAAAUGAAAGCGACAAAAUGAACAUAAUCAAUCUACCGGCAAAGCAUGAGCUCUGUGUGAACAUGAACUGAAACUGUUUAUAGGUGACUGCUGGCAUCAUCUGAAUUAAAUGCAACAAGACCUCCGAUUUGAAAUGAGGUUUUGAUCACUGAAAACCCAUAUUUAAGGCGAUAACAAGUCAUGCUUUGUGUGAUUUUAGCCUCGUAUAAAGUUAAAUAUAUAUAUUAGCUCGGCUCUGAUAUGAUAUUUAAAAGACUCGGAGGGUAAAAGAAGCAAGAGGGCACAGCAUUUAGCAUUUAGCACCGAUUCAAGAACCAAAUGAGACACGUGUGAGCCACGGUGUCCACAGUCGCUCCGUCGUUGAAUGUCUUGUGUAAAACUGUAAAGGCGUUUGAAAUACGAAGUUUUUAUUUCACUACAGAACAAAGGUGCUUAAAAGUGAUUUUUCCGAUGUUCGUGACGACUGUCGUCACCACGGGCGAAAUGCAUUUACAGAUUUGCCUCGUUUGUUUUUCUUUUUGUAAACUGACUCUUCUUAUAUAUAAAAAAACAGAUUCAAUGAGAUCAAAUGCUGUAUGAAAAGAGAAAAAGAUUUCAUAGUGUUUCUUUAAAAACAGACAAAAAAAAGAAUGGCUGUUUGUGUGUAAAUAUAUCUAUAUAAUGUGUUUUUAAUGGCGUAUUUUAAAAUCACUGCUCUUACAAACUCUUUCUCCAGCACUGAAAGUAGUCUUGUAGAAAAAAAAGCAUUUUAUGACUCCAUGUUGUAUGAAUAUUGUCCCCAAGAGUUGUGUGUUUUAUCUUCAUGUCAUGUUUAAAGACGGUUUGUCACUUUAGUGCAAAACAGUGCGGUGCCAUAACGGUAAGCCCAGACUUACUAUGAGAUACAGUGUGACGAAAACACAACAUUUUAGAUGAAAAGAAAGAACUUUUAUCUUUAAAAUCCACUUUUUCCACAGGUUUUUUUGUCAUCAACCAUUUCAACCUCUGAAACCAAACUCUCCGUUUUGUUUGUUUGUUUUCUUUUUUAAAGGCACACAGACUUUAUUUUGCUACUUUUAUCACUGAAGGUUGUAGUCGUAUGUCAACAAGAUUUUUUAAAAAAAUGCAGUUUGUCUCUGAGCCGUGUGUUGAAAUGUGCUCUUGGAUCCUGGAGAAUAAAGGAUUUCGUGCAAUCACA